AUGGCGCUCUACAGAGCUCGCAUUUGUUCCUCUCCUCUGCUCCGCUCAAUUCUUCGCGUCCCCACUCGCUCUCUCUCAUCCGGUUCUGUUAUUAAUAUGGGUGAGUCUGAUCAUGGGUCGUCAUGGAAAUCAUCCAUGAUGAAUCAGAUGUUCACACUCGACAUAAGCUCUCAAAUUGGGAGUUGUAUGCCUCUGGCGAAUAUGAGGAUCGGGACCCAGAUCCACAACAUCGAGCUUCGACCGGGACAGGGUGGGAAGCUCGUACGUGCUGCAGGGACAUCGGCGAAGAUACUUACCGAGCCCAAUAGGUCUACCAGGUACUGCGAGAUAAAGCUGCCAUCUGGGGUCAAGAAACUGAUAGACACCAGGUGUCGAGCAACAAUCGGGAUGGUAUCCAAUCCGGAACAUGGAACUAAGAAGCUAAGAAAGGCUGGGCAAAGCAGAUGGUUGGGAAGGAGGCCGGUUGUGAGAGGUGUGGCUAUGAACCCAGUUGAUCAUCCCCAUGGUGGUGGUGAAGGAAGGAGUAAGAGUAGUGGUAGUCAUGGCCGAGUCUCACUCACGCCUUGGGGAAAGCCAACCAAGUGCGGAUUGACAUCCUCCCUUCUCUCCGUCUCUCAGACUCUGAUUUGGUGGAUGAGGUUUGGUCGAUGGUACGGCGAUUUGGGCUUGGUAAGGUGGUUGGAUUUGGGGCUUUGUUGGUGUGUGCUUGGACGGGUGGCUGGAUGUGGGAGAGGAUGUUUGGUUGUGUGGUUGUUUUGGUUGAUCUUACUGGCCUCCGGUCCCAGCUCCAGGGGCGGACCGCCUAGGAAAAGAUUUUGGUCGUCUGGUGUGGUUCUAGUUGUGAUUGCAUUGGAGUUUCUGGGGCAGUGCUCGAGCCGGAGUCCUAUCCAAGUGGGCGGUUGUCUCUGGGUGUGGAGUCGCGGUUUGUUGCGGAUUGUCUCGCCUGUGGAGAGGAGGGCGCUAUUCUAA
Striga hermonthica is the source of this 969-nucleotide messenger RNA. The record is from the annotation of a GenBank genome assembly. NCBI's taxonomy places the organism in Eukaryota, Viridiplantae, Streptophyta, Magnoliopsida, Lamiales, Orobanchaceae.